Leptopilina boulardi is the source of this 1675-nucleotide messenger RNA. RefSeq lists its product as uncharacterized. The record is from RefSeq and is a predicted model, not a curated record. The transcript has 8 exons. Bases 365 to 1675 code for a protein of 436 amino acids. Lineage: Eukaryota; Metazoa; Arthropoda; Insecta; Hymenoptera; Figitidae.
CACCCCUCCCGUCAAAACAAUUACUGAAAAGUUGCACACAGUUGCACAUUCACGGGAAAAAGAGAAACGUUGGUUUAACGUUCUGGGUCUACGUCACUGCGUUGGCAUUGAAUUAACAUCGGCUCUCCUGUUAAAUCAACAUACUACGAUCCAGCUGCAUUAGCAGAAAUAUUUCGGCUUGCGCAGGCGCAGUGUAUUCAUGAGCACAUGUUUAAUUUCAAUGUCGAUCUCGUUUAUCGGUCGCGAUUCCCAAUAUAUACCCUAAGAAUUUAAUAUAUAUUUUGGUUAAUAUAUUAGAAGUAGAAUAAAAUUUAUGAAAAAAGGCGAGUACAUUUUUAAUUUUCGGGUCAAAUAAACGACCAAAAUGAGUUUGCAGUUACAGAAAAGUGCAGAUAAUAGUUCGCAAUCAAUUGAAAAUACUGAUUUUACAAGAAGUCGAAGUGAUUCUACAUCGAAUUCAAUAAGUCGAGAAGAGUUGCUAAAAUCCGAGUUUUGGAAAAAAGUGUUUCAUCGUCUACCUGGAAGAAAGGCGUUAAUUUUACAGGAAACAAAUCAACCUCAAUGGCGUGAUUAUCUUGUUGACGCUAUCAUACAAGUCGAAUUGGAAGCAAAUGCAAAUUACACUAUUUCGAGACAACGAUUCGAGCAUAUAAAAAGCGACGUUUUAUUGAUAAUUCCGACUGAGUCUACUGUUGAAGGACGCGAAAAUGGAUGUGACGGUGGACUUUGGUAUACUCCAUCCAAUGGGUUAAUAAAAACUCGCGGAAAACUAUAUAAUAAAUAUAUAAAUGAAAGAAGAGAUUUAAUUAACUGUGGACUCAUUAAUGUGAAUAAAAAUACCAGUGUGGACGAACAAAACAUUGAUAAUGACGGAAUCGAAAAAUUGGAAUUUUUUAAGCACACGGUUGAGCCGUUUGACACUGUGCUGGUAAAAUGGAACGCGACAUAUGAAAUUAGAAAACGUGUUGCGAAAAAUUGGACCAUUCCUGAGAAGUUUUUGAAUUUCAAGGCCCUUUCUCAGCCUAGAGGUUAUUUGCUGCUUGAACAAGAUUUCUUCCUAAAACAUCCUAUUGACAAUGACAUUCUUUACUCCAAGUGGCCAACGAUAUCUUCGAAAAUAAUCGCUCUUUCAACUUGCAGAAAGAAAGAAGCAAAAGUUAAGAAAUUCCUAAAAGAAAAUGAAAAUCUGUUGAAAGCAGAUUGUCGAGAAAUUGCUGCACUGCUUCUGUUGCCAAUUUUAAUUGGACCCAGUACGGCAAAAGUAAAAUUUAACGGAAAGCAUUGGAAACCAAAAUUAGAGGAUUCAAAAGAUACGUUUCUUAAAGUCGUAAAGUCCGAAGAGGAGGUGCAAAAUUUUUUGACUGAAAAAAGAGAAUUUUAUAAACAGUGCAACUCAAAUUUAGGACCCCUCGCUUUCAUUGUCGGAUCUCUUCCUGAAAUCUCACAUUGUUACGUUGCCGUAGAUAAAACGCUUUAUCAUUGUAGUACGCCUCUUAAUGCUAUCGACGUUUGCUUUAAAAUAUCUGCAGCUCUCGGAUGUGAGUAUCCUUUAGAAGGUCGUUAUCCUUGGAUUUUUUUGGAAAAAGCUGUAUAUGGACUGUCUACAACAGUAAUUUCUCCCAAUGCGGUCACAGCUUUAAUUACCGAUUUAAGUAGUGCAACUUCAGAACAAUAA